This is a messenger RNA of Mustela erminea (ermine), 8721 nucleotides long. RefSeq names its product neuregulin 3 (gene NRG3). Gene Ontology annotation, molecular function: chemorepellent activity. Gene Ontology annotation, biological process: nervous system development; intracellular signal transduction; animal organ development. The record is from RefSeq and is a predicted model, not a curated record. NCBI's taxonomy places the organism in Eukaryota, Metazoa, Chordata, Mammalia, Carnivora, Mustelidae. The transcript has 10 exons. The coding region runs from base 384 to 2561 and encodes 725 amino acids.
GCGGCGGCAGCAGCAGUAGCAGCAGCAGCAGCAGGAGCGGGGCCCCGGCGCGCAGGAGGCCGCUUGGCGGGCUGCAGACGCGCCCAGCCGCUCCCUGACCGGCCGGCGGCGCCGGGGGCCCGUCUCGCCCCUCUUCCGCGCUCCUCGCCGCCCCCUCCCCGGUCCGCGUCCCCUCCCCCGCUCCUCUCCUCCCCGCCCGCCGCCCGCCUCUCGGGGGGAGGGGCGUGGGGGCAGGGAGCCGAUUUGCAUGCGGCCGCCGCGGCCGCUGCCUGCGCCCGAACCCGCCGCCGCCGCCGCCGGAGCCCGCGCCCGCGCCCGGCCCGCGCGGCCCCAUGCCUCUGGCGCGGCCCUCGGGGGGGCGAAGGUGAAGACCGGCUCCUAGGAUGAGUGAAGGUGCGGCCGCUGCCUCGCCACCUGGAGCCGCUUCGGCAGCCGCCGCCUCGGCCGAGGAGGGCACCGCGGCGGCUGCGGCGGCGGCAGCGGCGGGCGGGGGCCCGGACGGCGGCGGCGAAGGGGCGGCCGAGCCCCCCCGGGAGUUACGCUGUAGCGACUGCAUCGUGUGGAACCGGCAGCAGACGUGGCUGUGCGUGGUGCCUCUGUUCAUCGGCUUCAUCGGCCUGGGGCUCAGCCUCAUGCUCCUCAAAUGGAUCGUGGUGGGCUCCGUCAAGGAAUACGUGCCCACCGACCUGGUGGACUCCAAGGGGAUGGGCCAGGACCCCUUCUUCCUCUCCAAGCCCAGCUCCUUCCCCAAGGCCAUGGAGACCACCACCACGACUACUUCUACUGCGUCCCCCGCCACCCCCUCCGCCGGCGGUGCCGCCUCUUCCAGGACGCCCAACCGGAUUAGCACCCGCCUGACGACCAUCACGCGGGCGCCCACUCGCUUUCCCGGGCACCGGGUGCCUAUCCGGGCCAGCCCGCGCUCCACCACCGCACGCAACACUGCGGCCCCCCCGACGGUCCUGUCCACCACAGCCCCCUUCUUCAGUAGCAGCACGCCGGGCUCCCGACCCCCGGUGCCAGGAAUCCCCAGUACCCAGGCAAUGCCAUCCUGGCCCACUGCGGCAUACGCUACCUCCUCCUACCUUCAUGAUUCUACUCCGUCCUGGACCCUGUCUCCCUUUCAGGAUGCUGCCACCACCUCUUCCUCCUCUUCGUCUUCCUCCUCCUCUACCACCACCACGCCAGAAACUACCACCAGCCCCAAAUUUCAUACAACGACGUAUUCCACGGAGCGGUCUGAGCACUUCAAACCCUGCCGAGACAAGGACCUCGCAUACUGUCUCAAUGAUGGCGAGUGCUUUGUGAUCGAGACCCUGACGGGAUCCCAUAAACACUGUCGGUGCAAGGAAGGCUACCAAGGAGUCCGUUGUGAUCAAUUUCUGCCGAAAACUGACUCCAUCUUAUCGGAUCCAACAGACCACUUGGGGAUUGAAUUCAUGGAGAGUGAAGAAGUUUAUCAAAGGCAGGUGCUGUCAAUUUCAUGUAUCAUCUUUGGAAUUGUCAUCGUGGGCAUGUUCUGUGCAGCAUUCUACUUCAAAAGCAAGAAACAAGCUAAACAAAUUCAAGAGCAGCUGAAAGAACCACAAAGUGGUAAAAACUAUAGCCUCAAAGCAUCCAGCACAAUGGCAAAGUCAGAGAACUUGGCGAAAAAUCAUGUCCAGCUGCAAAGUUAUUCAAAGGCGGAAAGGCAUCCUGUGACUGCAUUGGAGAAAAUGAUGGAGUCAAGUUUUGCCAGCCCUCAGUCAUUCCCAGAGGUCCCUUCUCCUGACAGAGGAAGCCAGUCUGUCAAACACCACAGGUACAGCAGGAAUCUCUCCUCUUGCUGCAGCCCAGGGCAAAGGAGUGGUAUGCUCCAUAGGAAUGCCUUCAGGAGAACACCCCCCUCACCCAGAAGUAGGCUGGGCGGCAUCGUGGGACCAGCAUAUCAGCAACUUGAGGAAUCAAGGAUCCCAGACCAGGAUACGAUACCUUGUCAAGGGAUAGAGGUCAGGAAGACUAUACCCCACCUGCCUAUACAGCUGUGGUGUGUUGAAAGAUCCCUGGACUUCAAGUAUUCCUCCAGUGGUUUAAAAACCCAACAAAAUGCAUCCAUAAAUAUGCAACUGCCUUCAAGAGAGACAAAUUCCUAUUUUAAUAGCUUGGAUCAAAAGGACCUGAUGGGAUAUUCAUCUGCGCGGGCCAGUUCCGUGCCCAUCAUCCCUUCAGUGGGUCUAGAAGAAACCUGCAUGCAAAUGCCAGGGAUUUCUGAAGUCAAAAGCAUCAAAUGGUACAAAAACUCCUACUCUGCUGACAUUGUCAAUGUGAGUAUUCCAGUCAGCGAUUGUCUUAUAGCAGAACAACAAGAAGUGAAAAUAUUGCUAGAAACUGUCCAGGAGCAGAUCCGAAUUCUGAGCGACGCCAGACGGUCAGAGGACUACGAACUGGCCAGUGUAGAAACCGAGGACAGUGCAAGUGAAAACACAGCCUUUCUCCCCCUGAGUCCCACGGCCAAAUCAGAACGAGAGGCACAGUUUGUCUUAAGAAAUGAAAUACAAAGAGACUCCGCGUUGACCAAGUGACUGGAGCUGGAGGAAUCGGUGUGUUCUAUGCUUUGCUCAACAGGAAAAGAGAGGAAAUUAAAUACAAAUUAUUUAUAUGCAUUAAUUUAAGAGCAUCUACUUAGAAGAAACCAAAUAGUCUAUCGCCCUCAUAUCAUACUGUUUUUUAACAAAAUAUUUUUUUAAAGGGAAAGAAACGUUUCAGGAGGGAUAAAGCUUACAACUAAAGCUUUGGGUAGAAUUGUGAAUACAAUUUAAGUUAGUCCCAACACCGGGGCCUCUUUUGGCUCUUAGUAGAUGUGGGUGAUUCAGACCCUCAGCCCCACCGCACCAGUGUCCUCAUAAAAAAAGCACUGGCAGUUCCCCGGUAUCAAAGAGACAAGCUGUAUCCUGAGGGCGGACGUGCCAAUGAGCAGGUGGCCCUUGCAUUUGGCUUGCAGGUCCCAACCUCUAAAUUUCUCUUCACUCGACAGCCUCCUCACAGGUUAUGUCAUGUCAACCAAUGUAGUGUUUUCUCUUUCAUUUUUGAAGAAUGGCACAAAGACUCUGGAAGAGGGAGGGCGGGAGAUAGAAGGCGUAAUCUGGGGCAAUCUUAGCUACUCUUGACAUGCCGCUCCCUCUGAAAUUUGAAGGCACAGAAUCUCAGAGGGAGGUGUGAAGGAAAUUAUUAUAGAAAAAGAGAUGAGAAAAUUCACAAUGUCGUGUUACUAAAAUCAUGCGAGUAGAAGUGUUUUUCUUUGAGAUUGUGUAGGGGCUCCAAAGGAGCCUUUCUCAGUGUGUGUGCGUGUGUGCCUGUGUGUGUAUGUGUGUGUGUGCGCAUGCGUGCACACACCCGUGUGUGGGUAUGGGUUUGCUCACUCGAGCACAGGUAUGCUGUAUGCACAUGUGUUCAUUGUGUGUAUGUGUGUGCAUGUGUGUGCAUAUUAAGCUUGCUAAAAUUUGUUCUGAAACAUCAGGGAAUUUAUUAUUCAGAAAAAAAAUUUCCCUCUCAGAUCUGUUCACUUUAAAUUUAUCCAUUAAGUAUCAAGUUCAGUUCGUAAAUUCUUAAAUCAAGGUCACUUGCAUGGCAGGAUCCUAUAAAACUCUUGACAACGUCAAGAUCAUUUUCUGGUGUGAAUACUUUUGAGAGGAAUAACUAUUGGCUCAUUAAUGAUAUCAGUACCACAAGGCGAGUUGAGGAUGUGUGUUUAUUUUGAAUUAUGCAUACUUAAAUGAUUUACACAAGCCAAUUAUCAAAUUGACAGUUACCCUUUGCUUUCUCGUCAUCCUCAUUACUAUUUAUUUUGUAGCAAGUCUACUAUUUGUGGACCAAGACAUUGGCUUCUGUGGUUAAUAUGGAAAGAAUAAAUUGUUGAAAUCACAAAGCCCAGACUUUUCAGUUCACAGGAAGCCCCCAAAAGAACAGUAAAUUGUGUUGUAUGUUCAUUUGGAAUAAAGCAAUAUUUUUACCACUGCUAAGGUGAACUGAAACUUCUCCUGAAGAUUUGUCUGUUUUAUUUACCCUUAUUUUCAUGGGGCAUUCAAGGAAAUUAGUGUUCACAUAACUAGUCUUUUUCCAAUUAUUGGUGGUGUUGAGUUGUUAUGUUUACACUGUUUUAAAUAAAAAGGCACAGUAUUUGAAAGUAUAUAAAAGAUUUCUUUUACUGCAGUCUGGGAAGACUUUGGUUAAAAUUUCCUUGUGGAAGAUUCACAUUACAAUGGAAGAAAAUUUAACUAUUUCUGAAUCAAAUAUUUAAUAUACAAUUCUUACUGAGGUUAAGUUUUUUUCUGUUAAAAAUAUAUUACAAAUUGCUCUUUGAGGACAUUCUUUAGUAGACAUAAUGUCACGCAGAGGAAGGCAAACACUGUGUUCUUACCAGCACUGUUCAGUGGAACUUAAGGUCUCAGAUGUUGAAAACACUUUGGUAGAAAUGCAUUUUCUACUUAACAAAAGGCUUUUGGUAUUCAUUAAUUGUCCUAUUAUACUUACAUUAUUUUGAAUAUAGAGGUACUAUUGUUAGACUCUUAAAAGAUUAUCACAAACUUUUAAUGUCUAAACCAUCUAGGCUCCCACUUAAAAAUAUUGUAUCUUUGGGACAAGGAUCUAUGACCCCCGUGACUUGCAUAUCCAGUAUGUUACUGUGUUGAAAUUUAUCAGUAUUAUCCAACAUUACCUGGAAGACCUCACAGAUCUGUUGAAGUCGACCUUGUUUCUUGGGUUUUUCAUCAAAAAGUUACCUGUGGCAUACCUAAAGGAUUCAUACAGAUUUCACCUAAUUAGGAGGUGAUAAUUAGGUGACUCAUAGCAAUUACUUUAAUACAUAAUUCACACUGAAAAGAUUAAAUAUUAUCCAUCAAACAAGUCCUAAUCCAAUCCCCACUUUGUUUUUUUCUUAAGGUAGAACAAUAUAUUCUGUGAUUAUAAACACUCUGGUGCGUCAUGAAGAGCCUUAAUAUCAGCUGCACCCACUGGCAGUUUGAUGUAAAGUUUAAAGAUACAGUAUGCACUUCCUAAUUGAUAAUCAAGACAAAAUAUUCCUUAAAGAAAAAAAUAUCAACAGUUAUUUCAGUGGCCAUUUUUCUCAUUUUGGAAUAUGAAGCUCUCCUCUGAAAAGGGCCCAAGCUCAAAAGGCACAUGUUUGGGCACCAGCUGACAAGUGUUCCUAGUGUCAAGACUUUCAAAGUUGAUCUAACAUGGCAAACCCCAGAGACAUUGGUACCUUGUCCUUCAAGCUCAUGUGCCUAACAGAGAGGUGCUUAUUUCUACAAGACACCUUUGAUUUUGUUUCAUUUUCCUUGUCUUUAUUAUGGGAAUAGAUAUUUGGAGAUUUGUAACUAAGUAAGUUGCAUAUUAGUCAUUUACUGAAGAAUGAAUGUCACUCAUGAGUUUUUUACUCUGAAUCAUUUUCUAAUUAGUUUUUUUAUAUACAAGGCAUAUAUUAUUCUAAGUGGCCAUGGAACACUGUUGUUCAAAGUGUAUGACAAAUUUUAUGCUACUGCAAAAUAGAAAUGAUGUUGGAGAAUUGGCAUCCAAAUUUUCUUUCUGGUUUUCCCAUGUACCUUAUUAAAUGCUCUAUGUUUUAUACUCUAAUCCAAUAUCUACCUUGCUAUGAUCUAAAAAUUUCUAAAUUUAUCACAUCUUCAAUAUUUCACAUCAUUUCUAAGUAGCAAUAGCAAGGACUUCUGGAGGAGGAAAAGUGCUGGUUUUAAGACUUCACAAUCUCUUUUGAUGAUAAGAAGAUAUCAGACCUACCAAAAAGAGAAAAGUAGAACCAAGCUGACUUUGAGAGAAUGCCCAUUGGCUUCCAGGUUGAAUGACCGUUAAAAUGUAAGUGAGGCCUCUGGCGACCAUGGCGAAGGCUGUCAAUAACCAGGUCUCCACCAGAAUACGCUUGAUGUAUGAGGCAGUGAUGCACACCCAUCUGCUCUAUGGUGCUAUAGGAAACCAUGGCUCCCUAAGUGAGGGGAGAUGCUGGUUCCUUUGAUCCCAGCCCUGUAAGCCAGAAAAUAUUGCCCUGAGACAAGUGCUGUGAACCAUUUCCGAAACGAGUAUAUACUAUACUUAGGAACACAGCAAGAGGGGUGGGAUUUUUAUUUGAUCUUUUGGUAUCCGGGAAACAUUUUAUAUAUAAAGAAUACUUUUUUAUUAUUAUUCGAUUGUAUAGAUUCAGUACAGUGUAUUUGAUGAUAGCAUAUCUCUACUGUGUUUAUACCUUAGUCUUCAGAAAUUCAGUCUUCAUCCAGGAAAGAUCAGCACAAUGUUUCUGGGCGGGAUGCAUCUAAAAUUGAGAAUAGAAUGUUGUGGGAAAUGAUGCCUUUAAAUAAGCUUUAUCUCGUCCUUUUUUAUUUUUUCUUUCCCUUUUAAAGAAAUAGUGAGGGUAAAGAAAGAAAUUCAUUCCUUAAGAUCCAUUUUGUUUUCUUAUAACUACCUGUUUCCUACUGUGACUCCACACACACAUACACAUGUACACAUAUCUAAGCAUACACACACACACACAUCUAUGAUGUGUAUGUAUAUUAAAUUUAGGGGUUUAAUUAUUUUGUUAGCUUUAUUUUUGCUUAAUUUGAAAAAAUUAAAGUGAAUGCCAGUGAAAUCAAAUCAUUUACAGACCAGUCAAACUGACAAUGUUUAGAUAACACAAGGGUUUUUUUUUCAGUUCUUUCCUUUUCUUAGGUAAGCAGAAAUCCUUGGGUUGGAGAAUUUACAAGACCCUGGAAUAAAAUCUUUGCUAGAUUAUCUCUUAGAAGUAAAGGUUAAACUAUGGAUGUAUAUGAUUGCUGUCCCUAUAGCGUACAAUGGUAUCAAAUAUAUUUUCUGCAAAUAUAGAUACAAGUUUUCCCAAAGGUUCCUAUACAGGUAGCUUUGGCUUCAAGUGCACAUGGGCUCUAGUGAGGAAUAGAGGUCAAGGCAGACUGGGGAGGGGAGGAUAUUACAUGUUAAUAUUUGAUACCCCAGUGAAAAUGUACAGGUGAUAGUAGAGGUGACCAGACACCAUCCUGAUAAAAUAGAGAAUAGGCUUCUAGUAUUUUGGAAACUUUUUUUCAUAAACAUUGAUUGCAUGGGUAUUGUUGCCUAUGAAAUAAUUAAUUGUGUAAUAGCAAACAAUUCAUGUUGAGAGUCAUCUUUGUGAAAGCUCGUGACCUUCUUAUACAUAUUAGUAGUUUAAUGACCCCAUCUGUCAAAUAAGGAGGAUGAUCAAGUUCAUCUUCUCUUUCCUUCCAAAUUGAAUAAUAAAUAGCCUGUUAUCUGAUCAUUCUAAUUCAGACUUUACCUGGUCAUUUGUCAUCCAAUCAUUUCAUGACCCCUUGGAAAGUUAGUAGCUAUGUCUUGUAAAACUCAACAAUUAUUGGAACCUGUAUAUCAUAUAUAUAGUACACUAUAUAUUACACUUACAAUAUUCCAUUUCCAUAGAGAAAUAGGAUCACUUUUGUCAUUUUUAAAGUAAAUUUACCUAGGACAGGUAAUAAACAAUAAAGGAUAGCAAAGAAAAUACCUAACUUCAAAGCUUGAGCAUCAAAAUUUGCCCCAGAUUUUGGAUUAAAAUUUGCUGUGGAUUUUUUUUAAGUGUAUCCUUUGUGAAUCUUUAUCAAAGCCAGAGUAGGGAGUUCUUCUGAGAAGGCCUGAUACCUUGAAGAUGUUCUCUCACAGAAGCAAUGACAUACUCUCACUGGAUACAUUGGAUAUUUCUUGAUUGUCUCAAUUAUUUUGCAUAUCAAACUCCUUAACACAAACCCUCCAACUAAUAAUGAAUAAAGUCUCUGGGGACACUUUCACAUUUUAGUUGGAAACAAUCCUGUCCUGGAGUGGAGGGGGGCACAAUUGACAAAAAAUUGCAGAGUUCACUUACUUAAUUUUGGUUUUAAUUGCUGUUUCUGACAAGUCAUAUCAAUUUACUCUUCCAGUACCAUCCGGGUAGCACUAAUUCUUCCAUAUAAUUUUUCUUCAUCAAGAUCCCAAAGUCUGAAGUCUUUAGUCUUCAAUAUACCAAUGCAGAAUGUUAAAAUAGGUAAAUCAAAACAGUAAAUCUCAUUAACUUGUGUUGUGUUUUUAAAGCUCUAUGGAUUCCAUGUAGUUGUUUACAAAGUCAAAAUAGAAAAAAUGCAGAUUUUUAAAAACUUUUUGUUGUAUUUAGAGGUCUGAUGAACCAUUCACAGUCUUGUUCCACUUUACAUUGAUAUUCGAUAUUGUCCUUUCCGAAAGUUGAAGGUCUUAUACACACACACACACACACACAGCAUGUUAAGAUUCAAUGUUGUCCUCCUUUUUCUUAGAAUUUUCUCUUAUAGCUCACCCAAAUGUGUCCAAAGUCUCAUUAUGUGGAUGACCUUGGAUUCAGAUAUGUUUCAUAUGAAAUGCAGACAGCAGAAAAUACAGUGAUUCUCUUCUAAGGUUACAUGUAUAGAAGGUUCUAUACAGCCUUCUUUUGAAUCCUGUCUAUCAAAAAAAAAAAAAGAAGUCUGGAGAUUAGACACAUUCGUUCAAACUGGAAUAAAUGGAAAAUUAUACUACUUACCUUAAAAUCUCCACACAUUUACCAGUGGCCACUAUCUUAAAGAUAAUCCGAGGAAAAUACCUUGAUGCCCUCUUAUUUUUCAAGUAUGCAAUUGUACACAGUGAAAAAUGAAUUCCUUAGUUUUUCAUAAUUCAUACAUGUUAUUAACUCAUUUGUCCAUAUUUUAAAUAAAGAAAGGAAGUCACACA